Molecule: messenger RNA, 3484 nt
Organism: Drosophila bipectinata
Lineage: Eukaryota; Metazoa; Arthropoda; Insecta; Diptera; Drosophilidae
Gene: Pdk1
Product: Phosphoinositide-dependent kinase 1
Biological process (GO): peptidyl-serine phosphorylation; intracellular signal transduction
Molecular function (GO): protein serine/threonine kinase activity; ATP binding
Source: RefSeq, a predicted model, not a curated record
UUCGUAAAAUUUCUAUCAAGCUGCGCGGUUGCGGAGCGGAUGAUUGAAAAGUUUUCUUAGAGCUCGGCUCGGAAUCUGUCGAAUUUUUGUGUUUUUCACACACAUAACAAAUCCUUAAUCCGAAAAUAUAGAACCCGGAUCUCGGAAGUAAAAAUCGGGAAAAGAAUAAUAUCAGACUGUGUUUAUUAGUGUUUUGUGACUGGUGCGUGUGCGUACUAACUGUAACUGCAAGAAAAUAAAAAUAUAUAAAAAAUUGCAUAAAUUGUUAAUUGUCGUUAAAGUGAAACCACAAGUGAAGCGUGGAAAGAAACAAACAGAGCGAUAAUUAGUCGAAAGAAAAGAAAAGAAACAAAAUCUCAAGUGAGAAAGCGAGCCAAUGCGAGAGAUGAGUGGAGGAUAGCGGCUGACAAAAACAUUCAGUUUACCGUUGUUUUUCACCGUCUUCCCAUCUUCAGAGCAGCAGAGCCUCCCUCCCACGGAGCGGAGGAGCCCGGCCUACCCAUGAAAUGUAAAAGUUGGUCCAAUAAACUCAAUAACUUUGUCGUCCGGAAACUAAAGUCCAUCAAGAUUAACGGAGCACAGCAACAGCAACAGCUCCAGUCGUCACCAAGCAGCGGGGCCAGCAUCGCAGGGGCAUCUGUUGUCUCAGUCGCCGCCAGCAGCAGCGGUUGCAGCAGCAGCGACAUCAUCAUCAGCGAUCCACAGCUCAGUAUUGGUGGCAGCAGCACAGCAGCAACGGCGCCAACAGCGGCUACCAUGCCGGCUAUGGCCAAGGAGAAGGCCACAGCAGCACCAGUAUCCUUGGGCGAGACAAACUAUCGUGAACUGAACCUAACCGAACUGGCCGUGGUGAUGGCCACCACUACCAUGGCGGCCCAGCGGCUGCAGCAUCACAAGCAUCAGACCCAACAGCAGCCGGUGGCGACGGCGGCGGUGCAUGUGUGUGGAUGCGGCACUGCCUCGGCGGCCACGGAGAGCAACAAUAACAACAACAGUCGCUACGGAAGUGGCAACAAGUGUAUGACAAACGGUCACACCUCCCCAUUGGCGGCGGCAGUUGCCAGCAACAGUACCUCGGUGGCCACAACGCCGCAGUGCAGCAACUUGUGCUGUCGGCAACCCUAUCAGAUAUUGAAUAUGUUGCAACAACAACAACAACAGCCUCCACAACAUCAACAACAACAACAACAGAAUCCUGCAGCCCGAAGAUCACCAAAUGAUUUCAUCUUUGGACGAUACAUUGGCGAGGGUAGCUUCAGUAUGGUGUACCUGGCGGUGGACAUUCACUCCAAGCGCGAAUAUGCAAUUAAAGUAUGUGAGAAGAGACUGAUCCUGCGGGAGCGGAAGCAGGAGUACAUCAAGCGAGAGCGCGAGGUCAUGCACAUGAUGAGCAACGUGCCCGGUUUUGUGAGCCUAUCGUGCACGUUCCAGGACCAGCGAUCCCUCUACUUCGUAAUGACCUAUGCCCGCAAGGGUGACCUGCUGCCCUACAUUAACCGUGUCGGCUCCUUUGAUGUGGCCUGCACGCGGCACUAUGCCGCCGAGCUGCUCCUGGCCUGCGAGCACAUGCACCGCCGCAACGUAGUCCAUCGCGAUCUGAAGCCAGAGAACAUCCUGCUCGACGAGGACAUGCACACUCUCAUCGCCGAUUUCGGAUCGGCCAAGGUGAUGACUGCCCACGAAAGGGACCAGGCGGCGGAGCACUGCUCUGAGCAGAGGCGUCAGCAGCACUCCGACGAGGAUGACGAGGACAUCGACAGGGCGGACAAUGAUGAGGACGAGUAUUAUGACCGCGACUCCGAGGAGUUGGACGAGAUUGAUGGCGAGGAGCAGCAGAACGAGAUGGAUUCGCCGCGGCAUCGCGGACAGAGGCGCUCCGCCCGCCACAGGAGCAGAAGGAGCAGCUUCGUGGGCACCGCCCAGUACGUUUCCCCGGAAGUGCUGAAAAACGGACCCAUCACGCCGGCGGCCGAUCUGUGGGCCUUGGGCUGCAUCAUCUACCAAAUGAUCUCCGGGCUGCCACCGUUCCGCGGCAGCAACGACUACAUCAUCUUCAAGGAGAUCCUCGACUGCGCCGUCGACUUCCCCCAGGGCUUUGACAAGGACGCCGAGGACCUGGUCCGCAAGCUGCUCAAGGUCGACCCCCGCGACCGCCUGGGCGCCCAAGACGAGUUCGGCUACUACGAGAGCAUCCGGGCUCAUCCAUUCUUCGCCGGCGUCAACUGGCAGACGGUUCGCCAGGAGACCCCGCCACCCAUCUACCCCUACCUGCCGGGCGUCAGCCAGGACGAGGACAUCCGCUCCAGUUACAGCGUGCCUGGGGAUCUGGAGCCGGGUCUGGACGAGCGCCAGAUCUCGCGACUGCUCAGUGCCGAGCUGGGCGUGGGCAGCAGCGUGGCCCAGCCCGCCAAGCGAUCGACUGCCAAAAACUCCUUUGACCUAAGCGAUGCCGAGAAGCUGCAACGGCUGGAGCAGCAGAAGACUGACAAGUGGCAUCACUUUGCCGACGGCGAGGUGAUCCUCAAGAAGGGCUACAUAAACAAGCGGAAGGGUCUGUUUGCUCGCAAGAGGAUGCUCCUGCUGACCACUGGGCCCCGGCUCAUAUACAUAGAUCCGGUGGCGAUGAUCAAGAAGGGUGAGAUACCCUGGAGCCCAGAGCUGCGGGCCGAGUACAAGAACUUCAAGAUCUUCUUUGUCCAUACGCCAAAUCGCACCUACUACCUGGACGAUCCCGAGGGCUAUGCCAUUCACUGGUCCGAGGCCAUUGAAAAUAUGCGCAAGCUUACCUACGGCGAGGGUACCAUUAACAGCACCACCUCCUCCUCCACAUCCGCGGCAGCUUCGGCAACAGCAUCCUGUUCCAGUGGUAGCACCAAUAGCCUGUCUGUCGCCAACACCACGGCGGCCACUUCAAGCAGUUCAAGCCCAACGGCACGACGCAGUUCGCCGGUUAGCACGUCAAAGUCCUCAGCAUCAGUUACGUCAGCGGGUAGCCACCGGACAACCAGCACCAGCAGCAGCAGUAGCAGAACAGGGACAUCUCCUAGCAAAAAAACGGCGUCCAAGUGAGCCUAAGGAUGUGCCCCCUCACCCCCCUUAGAUGUAGCAACGUGAAAUUAAAUUCUAAUUUAGUGGAAAUUUAGUGCAAAGAAUAGAACGAGGAUACAGCCCGGGAAUUAGAUUAGGAUGACGCUGGAAUAAUGCGUAGGAUUAGGACUAGGACUAGCAUAUGUAGCCAUAGGAGUAGGUGAUAAUGCGGAACUAAUGUUCGUGUCUUUAGUGCUAAUUAGAACCCAAUUUAUGUUUAUCAUUUGUGCUUAGGCGAAGAAUACUAAACUAAAACUAAAACUAAACUAAAACUAAAACUAAAACUAAACUAAUCGAUAUGCUAAAGUAAACUAGUAACGGCUAAGUAAAUUCAAUUUGAUCUUAAAUUAAAUAUUUAUAUGAAACAUACAUAAAUACAUAGACUUGUACUAGUGUA